AUGUUACUUAAAUUUUGGCCCAUAUAUAUCCCCCUCAUUUGUUUCUUGACAUUGAAGCCGCAGUACUUUACCCCCAACAUCAAUGUCUUUGCCUUAGGAGACGAGACUGAUCAUCUGUCAUUGCUCAAAUUCAAGGAAUCCAUAUCCACUGAUCCAUAUGGAAUGUUGCUACCUUGGAAUACUUCUACUCACUUCUGUAAUUGGCAUGGAAUCAGAUGCAAUCUCACGCUUCAAAGAGUUACAGGCUUGAACUUGCAUGGAAUCAGAUGUUUUGUGGGACAAGUUCCAAGUCUGGGAAAGCUACAAGAUCUUCUCCUUUUAUCAUUUUCUUCAAACAAUCUUGGAAACAAUUCAACUUAUGAUUUGGAGUUUCUAAAAUCAUUGACAAAUUGUAGUAAGUUGCACAUAUUAGGUAUAUCCGAAAAUAAGUUUGGAGGUCAUUUACCUGAUACCUUGGGAAACUUAUCCACUCAGCUCAGUCAACUAAUUCUCGGGGAUAAUCAAAUAUCAGGAAAAAUCCCUGCAGCAAUAGGAAAUUUUGUUGACUUAACUCUCUUGACUAUGUAUGAUAGCCGCAUGGAAGGGAUUAUCCCAACAACUUUUGGGAAGUUUCGAAAGAUGGAAGUGUUAGGCUUAAGGGGAAACGAAUUAUCGGGAGAGAUAGGAGCCUUCAUAGGCAACCUUAGUCAUCUGUUCUAUUUGGAAAUGGGAGCAAACAUGUUAGAAGGGACUAUUCCUCCAAGCAUAGGAAAUUGCCAGAAGUUACAAUACUUAAGCCUUGCACAAAACAACCUUAAAGGAACAAUACCUUUGGAGGUUUUUAAUCUUUCCUCUCUGACAAACUUACUGGAUUUGUCAGAAAAUUCAUUGAGUGGCUACAUACCUAAAGAAGUGGGAAACCUUAAAAAUAUUGAUAUUCUAGUUAUGUCUAGGAAUCAUUUGUCUGGUAACAUUCCUGGAACUAUUGCGGAAUGCAUAAUGUUGGAGUACCUUUUUUUGCAAGGUAACUCUUUGGAUGGAAUCAUACCAUUCUCUUUGGCAUCACUCAAAGGUCUUCGGAGUCUAGACUUGUCACAAAAUCGCUUAUCUGGGUCAAUUCCAUAUGUUCUGCAAAACAUUUCUUUCUUGGAAUAUUUCAAUGUAUCGUAUAACAUGUUAGAGGGUGAGGUACCAACUGAAGGUGUCUUUCGGAAUGCAAGUGAGGUAGUGGUGACUGGAAAUAGUAAGCUUUGUGGAGGCAUUUCAGAAUUGCAUCUUCCACCAUGCCCUGUCAAAGUUAAGAAACUUGUAAAACACCACAAGUUUAGGCUGAUACCAGUGUUAGUUAGCGCGAUUGUUUUUCUUCUCAUACUGUCAAUUAUUCUAACUUUCUACUUGAUAAGGAAAAGGAGUAAGAAAUCAUCGUUGGAUUCACCAACAAUUGCCCAGUUGGCUAAAGUUUCAUACCAGAGCUUACACAAUGCAACCGAUGGUUUCUCAACUACAAACUUGAUAGGGUCUGGAAAUUUUAGCUCUGUCCAUAAAGGAAAUCUUGAGUUAGAAGACAAAGUUGUUGCCAUAAAGGUCCUAAACCUUCAAAGGAAAGGAGCUCACAAGAGUUUCUCUGCUGAAUGCAAUGCACUAAAAAAUGUUAAACAUCGAAAUCUGGUUCCAAUUUUAACAUGUUGUUCCAGCACAGAUUACAAAGGUCAAGAAUUUAAAGCUCUAAUUUUUGAGUACAUGAAAAAUGGGAGUUUAGAGCAAUGGUUGCAUCCGAGGACACUAGUUACAGAUAAUCCAAGAAUAUUGAAGCUCGACCAAAGAUUAAAUGUCAUGAUUGAUGUUGCUUCAGCAUUGCAUUAUCUUCAUCAUGAACGUGAGCAAUCUAUCAUUCAUUGUGAUUUAAAGCCAAAGAAUGUCCUUUUUGAUGAUGACAUUAUCGCCCAUAUGAGUGAUUUUGGCAUAGCAAGACUUCUGUCAACCAUCAACAAUACCACUUCUAAGAAAUCAAGUACACUAGGCAUAAAAGGGACCAUUGGCUAUGCUCCUCCAGAGUAUGGAAUGGGUUCUGAGGUGUCUAUGAAUGGAGAUGUGUAUAGCUUUGGGAUUCUUAUGCUGGAAAUGCUUACUGGAAGAAGGCCUACUGCUGAAAUCUUUCAAGAUGGUCAAAAUUUGCAUAACUUUGUAGCAAAUUCAUUUCCUGAAAAUCUCUUACAAAUAUUGGAUCCAUUGCUUGUAGUAAAAGAAGCAGAAAUAAGCACAAAAGAAGAAAUUCAGAAUCUUACUCCAACUACAGAAGUGUGCUUAGUUUCACUGUUCCAUAUUGGACUUGCUUGUGUAAAGGAAUCACCCAAAGAAAGGAUCAGUAUGGUGGAUGUUACUAGAGAGCUGAGUAAAAUCAAAAGAGCCUUUAUUUCUGGUAAGGUAAAUAGAAAUUAUGAACUAUCAAACCUGACUUUAUAUUCCAUUAUGAACCUUUAA
Molecule: messenger RNA, 2460 nt
Organism: Vigna radiata var. radiata (mung bean)
Lineage: Eukaryota; Viridiplantae; Streptophyta; Magnoliopsida; Fabales; Fabaceae
Product: probable LRR receptor-like serine/threonine-protein kinase At3g47570
Exons: 2
Coding region: 1-2460 (819 amino acids)
Biological process (GO): protein phosphorylation
Molecular function (GO): protein kinase activity; ATP binding; protein binding
Source: RefSeq, a predicted model, not a curated record